Fundulus heteroclitus (mummichog) is the source of this 1738-nucleotide messenger RNA. Its product is annotated as syntaxin-19. The record is from RefSeq and is a predicted model, not a curated record. The coding region runs from base 265 to 1176 and encodes 303 amino acids. The transcript is spliced from 5 exons. Gene Ontology annotation, biological process: synaptic vesicle fusion to presynaptic active zone membrane; intracellular protein transport; exocytosis. Lineage: Eukaryota; Metazoa; Chordata; Actinopteri; Cyprinodontiformes; Fundulidae. Gene Ontology annotation, cellular component: plasma membrane; synaptic vesicle; SNARE complex. Gene Ontology annotation, molecular function: SNARE binding; SNAP receptor activity.
UUGGAGCUUGGAGUGGAACUUUCCUGACAAACGGCUCUUGGUAUUACUGUCAACGAGUAUUAAAAUAUUUUACUCACAGCUGAUAAGCAUCAACUGAGCUUAGACUUACAGGAGAUCAUGGAGUGACAACUACUGAUUACUAUAAAGGUCAAAAUGGGAUUCCUGACUAUUCAGCCUCUGAUGAAACAGUAAGAGUCAUCUAAUCAGCACUGCUGAUAUCAGUAAACUCAAAACUUUGAGUUUUGAAGAGAAGGGAUUUCCACAAUGAGAGAUCGACUGGAGGAGCUGCAACAGAGGGCUCAGGAGUUGUCUGAGACAACAGCUGACCCUACUAAUCCUCUCUCGGCGGAGGGUGACGGUGAUGAUGAGUCUCCAGAUGUCGGGGGCAUUACACAGCUGGCCAUGGUGUUUGAGGAGGAGCCAGUCAUUCAGAAUUAUCUCUCUGAAGCUCAUCAAAUCCGAGAUGACAUCUCAACACUUGAAACAGAGGUCCUGAAGUUCUGUCAGCAGCAGAAAACCCUGGUGGCAACCAUGCGUCGGUUUAGCGUGAUGAAGAAAGAGAGCAGCAUAACACGAGACAUCAAACUCCAGGCUGAGAGCCUCCACCGUCGUUUAGAGGGCCUUUCAAAAAAAGCCCAAGCAACUGAGGAGCAGCUGGGACCUAACACUGUUGCAGUGAGAAUACAACGCACCCAGCAUGCCGCUCUGCAUCGCAGAUUCCAGCAGGUGAUGCGCCAGUAUAAUGAAGGUCUGCUGACCAAGCAGGAGCGCUGUAAGCACUUCAUUAUGCGGCAACUGGAUAUAUUGGAAAAGAAUGUUACAGAGGAGGUGGUGGAUGAGAUGGUCGCCACAGGAAAUUGGGAGGUGUUCAACGAGAACUUGCUAAAUGAUGUCAGAAUCACGCGGUCACAACUGUCUGAGAUCGAACAGCGACACAGGGAACUCUUGAGCCUGGAGAACAAUAUGAAAGAGCUAAGGGACCUCUUCAUGGAUAUCUUCAUGCUUGUAGAGGAACAAGGAGCUGACAUUGAACACAUCCAAACUAAUGUUGAGCGGACACAAGAUUACGUCGCUGCAACUAAUGAGAAGUUCAAGGCGGCUGCGAGGUAUAAAAAGAAGAACCCGAUUCGACAGCUGUGCUGCUGCUGCUGUCCUCCCUGGAGAUGCUGCUUGUGAAACGUGAGAGUUUGUUGUCUCAGAGUUUGUUCCAAAUAAGGGUUUAUUUCAAAAAGUCGUGACUAACUUGGAAGUCAGCAACACAAGUGACAUUAAAGGGGAGGUAAAGGUAUCCGAGUUGUUGCCGCUGCUAAAAAAGAGCAAUGGUGGGGAGAGACGCAGCAGAGCACAGAAAACAAUUAAAGAGAAGGCCAGGAAUUGUUAUGGGAAGGCACUUGUUUCUUUCAGGAGGAGGUGAAGCGACUGCAAUUGGAAGAGACAGUUCAGUGAGUUCUACUCACCAACACUACUGCUUAUUGGAGACCUUCACUGUCAUCUGACAGAGGUCACAAACAAGACAAGGCUACUGACACUGCUGGAUCAGCAAAACCAAUAUCCCACCAGUUUCUUUCUUAAAAACAACAAAAAAAAAACUGUUAUUUUUGUCUGGUAUAAGAUUUCUAGCUAUUGAGGACAAGAAUUUUCUUCAAAACAUGCACUUUACGACUUUAUUUUAUAUUACUGUAUUCAGAGCAGAGGGUUACAGUUGAUCAUAACAAGGGUAAUUAUACUUUUAGAAAGA